Syngnathus acus (greater pipefish) is the source of this 1603-nucleotide messenger RNA. Its product is annotated as histamine H2 receptor-like. Lineage: Eukaryota; Metazoa; Chordata; Actinopteri; Syngnathiformes; Syngnathidae. The transcript has 2 exons. Gene Ontology annotation, molecular function: G protein-coupled receptor activity. Gene Ontology annotation, biological process: adenylate cyclase-activating adrenergic receptor signaling pathway. Gene Ontology annotation, cellular component: membrane. The record is from RefSeq and is a predicted model, not a curated record. The coding region runs from base 301 to 1473 and encodes 390 amino acids.
GUAAAGCCAUGGAAGACGGUGUGCUUGAAGCCAUUCACUAGAUUCAACACCGGUGAAGACCUCUGCCUUCAGGACCACAACAUGGAACAAUGGAUUCCACCUCUACAAUCAUCUUACACUGAGAGUACAGAGAGACAUGGAGUCAUUUGGAUGAGACUGCAAGAAGCCUGAUCAUUGGAAGCACACUUACUGUACAUGGAAUUAGAUGCAUCUUUGAUCGUUUUUAUGUUUUGGUUAAUUGCUGAAGGGUAAAAAAAAUCAGGAUGUCACAAGGCUGAAUCUGGUGCGAGCCAAGCAGCCAUGCUGUCCAAAAUAGCAGUGGGUCUCAUCCUGACCCUUCUAAUCCUUCUGACCAUCAUCGGCAAUGUGCUGGUGUGCCUGGCGGUGUGCGCUUCACGACGCCUUCGCUGUCAGACCAACUGCUUCAUCGUGUCACUGGCGGUGACCGACCUUCUGCUCGGCCUGGCCGUGCUGCCCUUCUCGGCCCACCUGCAACUCACCGACGACUGGCCGUUGGGCCCGGUCUUCUGCAACUUCUACAUCUCCAUGGACGUCAUGCUCUGCACCGCCUCCAUUCUCACGCUGCUGGCCAUAAGUAUGGACCGCUAUUUGGCCGUCACAAUGCCGCUCAGAUACAGCUCCCUGGUUCUGCCUUGGAGAGUAUUUGCGGCCAUGGCGAGCGUCUGGACUGUGUCGGUGGCUGUGUCCUUCUUGCCCAUCUACAUGGGCUGGAACACAGUCAACGGGACAGUGCAAAACUACGACCGGCGGACUCCCGAGAGGACGUGUCGCUUUGAGCUCAACAGGCCUUACGUGCUGACCGACUCGCUUCUCACCUUCUAUCUGCCCUUGCUGGUCAUGUGCUGCACUUACCUGAGAAUACUUCGCAUCGCACGGGCACAGAUCAAGCGCAUCGUCAGUGCUCGGCCCACGUGCGUCACCACCUACACGAGCCACCAAUCGGCCGUCACAACUGUCCUCUCCAGUGUCCCGGCAUCGGCACUGCGGGAGCACAAGGCCACAGUGACACUCGCAGCAGUGAUAGGAGCCUUUGUGGUGUGCUGGCUACCUUACUUCAUCCUGUUCACGACGCUUGGCCUACAGGAAAAUCCCGACCCUAACAAAGUGCCAGAAUUUUCCAUCGUGCUGUGGCUGGGUUAUGCCAACUCAGCCCUCAAUCCCAUCCUCUACGGAGCUCUUAACAGGGACUUCAGGUCCGCCUACACGCACCUACUGAGAUGUCGUUGGCCGACAUACAGUGGGUGGAGGAGCAGACAUACUUCUGCCACCGAAAAAAUAGCAGGCAGAGAACAGCUCAUGGAGGUCACGCUGCUGUGUGGACACGCAUCUGCCAGCUGCAGGGCGGGUCAAACUGUUCACAACUUCAUGCCACAAGAGACAAAUAACAGGACUAACACAAGCAUGACCCAAUUUGUUAAGGGCACAACUGACAGCGAUGUUGAUGGCAGUUAAAAGGUAAACUAAUAUGCUCUCUGCAAUGCGGACGAUCGUUGAUAGUCACCACCUAUGUGAGCUGACUCAACCUCUAGUCAAUCACAGGGCACAUUAUAGAAGGCACCCACAGUCACUGAGUGAAAACUGA